CUCCCACCCACCCCGCUGCCGCCGCGCCGGUGGCGUUUGUGCAUGGUUCCGUGGUCACUGGUGCGUACGAGGUAGGUAGGUACCGACGAGAAGCGCAGUACGUAGCACCAGCAGCAGCAACGGUAGUAGUGGGAAAAGUUACAGAGACAAGGCGAGGUUUCGAGACGUCGGGCUGCUUCUUCUCCUCCGCCUUCUUCAACAGCAGCAGGUACAGUACAGUACAUACCUUAUUAGUACUCCCGCCUGUCAAAAUCCAUUUUUUCGACAGGCGAUCCCGACUGACUGACUCUUUUGCUUGCAUCCUACUCGCUGGCCGGGGCUCCAUCCACAUCAGUCAGUCAGUCCCGUCCGUCCGUCCUCCUCACCACCGUCCUCCUCCUCCCGUCCCUCCACCUGCUCCUCCUCCUCCUUCUCCUCCGCCUGUCACGGGCCGUCCGUCUCAUCAUCCAUAGCGCGCGCCUUUCUGCACUCCAGGGGUGCUAACCAACAUCUCACGUGCCCACCUGUUCGUCGCCGUCGUCGUCUUCUCCUCACCGGCCCGCGCUCGCCGUCGUCGCCUCCGAAUUCCCGAAGGAAAGAAAGCCGGCCUCUUUUCUUCUUGCUGCUCCUCCUCCUCCGUCUGUGCGUGCUGUGGUGAUUCCGUAGUCGCCCGCGCCCGCGCCCACCGUCCCCGGCCUCCUCCCCCCGGGUCUCUUCAACAACACCAACCUCCCCUUCCUCCCCCCCUCUCUAACAGGAGGAGAGCGGUCGGUCGCACACCUCUCUUUAAACCCGCCCGCCAGCCAGCCAGUCUGGUCGAUCGAUCACAGCAUCAUGGCGCGCUCCGACUCCAAGCACGACUCGUCCAGCGCCAGCAACAUGGACCCCAAGCUCGAGCACCUGCGCCAGCCGCCGCGACUGUCGGUCGGCGAGGCCGAGACGGCCGACCAGCUGCUCGAGAACCUCGGAUACAAGCCCGAGCUGUCGCGCAACCGCUCCACGCUCCAGGUCGCCUUCAUGUCCUUUGUGCUCGCCUCCAUCCCCUACGGCCUCGCGACCACGCUCCUCUACCCGCUCGCCGGUGGCGGCCCCGUCAACAUCAUCUGGGGAUGGGUCCUCGUCUCCCUCAUCAUCGUCUGUGUCGCUGCCUCGCUUGGUGAAAUCACGAGUGUCUAUCCCACUGCCGGAGGCGUCUACUACCAGGCCUUUAUGCUCGCGCCCGCCAAAUGGCGCCGCGUCGCGAGCUGGGUCUGCGGCUGGGCCUACGUCGUGGGCAACAUCACCAUCACCCUCGCCGUCAACUUUGGCACGACCCUCUUCUUCGUCGCGUGCAUCAAUGUCUUCGAGACGGAGCCCGGCGUCGGCGUCUUCGCCGGCGAGCCGUACCAGGUCUUCCUCAUCUUCCUCGGCAUCACCAUCCUGUGCAAUGCCGUGUCUGCCCUGGGCAACAAGUGGCUGCCGUGGCUCGAUACCGCUGCCAUCUUCUGGACCUUUGCCGGCGUCAUCGCCAUCAUGAUCACGAUCCUCGUCCUCGCCAAGGGCGGCCGCCACGACGCCAAGUACGUCUUUGGUCACUUCGAGGCCAAUUCGGGCUGGCCUAACGGCUGGUCGUUUUGCGUCGGUCUUUUGCACGCCGGCUACGCCACUUCGUCGACGGGCAUGAUUAUCUCCAUGUGCGAAGAGGUGCAAAAUCCCUCGGUCCAGGUCCCCAAGGCCAUGGUCGCGACCAUCUUCAUCAAUACCUUUGCCGGCCUCCUCUUCCUCAUCCCGCUCGUCUUCGUCCUGCCCGACAUCCAGAUGCUCAUCGCGCUCCCCUCGGGCCAGCCCGUCCCGACCAUCAUCAAGGAGGCCGUCGGCUCCAGCGGCGGCGCCAUCGGCCUGCUCAUCCCGCUCAUGGUGCUCGCCCUGCUGUGCGGCAUCGGCUGCACCACGGCCUCGUCGCGCUGCACCUGGGCGUUUGCCCGCGACGGCGCCAUCCCGGGUUCCAAGUGGUGGAUGAAGGUCAACCGCAGCCUCGACGUGCCCCUCAACGCCAUGAUGCUGUGCGCCGUCGUCGAGGUGCUCCUCGGCCUCAUCUACUUUGGCUCCUCGACCGCCUUCAACGCCUUCUCCGGCGUCGGCGUCAUUUCUCUCACGGCCUCGUACGCGACCCCCAUCGCCAUCAGCCUGGCCACCGGCCGCAAGCAGGUCCAGGGCGCCGCCUUUUACCUCGGCCGCUGGGGAUACCUCCUGAAUGUUGUUGCCAUCGCUUGGUCCCUGCUCGCCCUGCCGCUCUUCUGCAUGCCCUCCAUGAUCCCCGUGACCGCCGCCACCGUCAACUACGCGCCCGCCGUCUUCGUCGCCGCGAUUGGCGUCUCCGCCCUCUGGUACUGGGUCUGGGGCCACAAGAACUACGCCGGCCCGCCCGUCGCGGGCGAGCACCAGCACGCCCUGUAGUCGUCGGCGCGGGGCCAACUGUGUGUGUGUGUGUG
Messenger RNA from Purpureocillium takamizusanense, 2450 nucleotides. RefSeq lists its product as uncharacterized. The coding region runs from base 814 to 2415 and encodes 533 amino acids. The transcript has 6 exons. Lineage: Eukaryota; Fungi; Ascomycota; Sordariomycetes; Hypocreales; Ophiocordycipitaceae. Gene Ontology annotation, biological process: amino acid transport; transmembrane transport. Gene Ontology annotation, molecular function: transmembrane transporter activity. The record is from RefSeq and is a predicted model, not a curated record. Gene Ontology annotation, cellular component: membrane.